Sitodiplosis mosellana (orange wheat blossom midge) is the source of this 747-nucleotide messenger RNA. Its product is annotated as spherulin-2A-like. The transcript has a single exon. The coding region runs from base 1 to 747 and encodes 248 amino acids. Lineage: Eukaryota; Metazoa; Arthropoda; Insecta; Diptera; Cecidomyiidae. The record is from RefSeq and is a predicted model, not a curated record.
AUGUGUAAUAUAAUCACUGACGAGGAACGAAAAUUAUUUGGACUUGAAGAUCGGCAGAUCAAAUCAAUGAUUGAGACUGUGCAUGGCAAACGGCCCAAUGAUGCUUUUGUUCGCGAGCCAACACCUUGGAAUGGACUGUAUAAAACAUACCAUUGGCCAGAAGUUCAAAGAAUAACAACGGUUCGUAGUGCUGAGUUUAUAGAGUUCAAUCAUGUUCCAGUAAUUGUAUCCGAAGGCACGCUAAUCAACGAUAGUACCAAACCGGGUACAUUCAGUACGAAUUUAGCAACCAAUGUAACAAACAGCACUUCAACAACUUGGACGCAAACCCAUGGCAUUUCUGUAGGACAAAAAAUAUCUUACAGUGUUAAGUUUGGAAAUUUUGUGAAAUGUGGUGGAGAGACUUCAUUUCAAUAUAGUCACUCUUGGGGAGAAGGAGGAUCUCAAACGAAAACUACUUCAUCCGGUGUGGGUGCUAAUAUUUCGGUGCAACUUGAACCAGGCGAAAAAGUUCGUGCCCAGAUUAUUGCAAGCCGAGCAAAUGCUAAGAUAAAAGUCGAGUAUGAGUCUUAUUUGAUUGGUGAUAUUGCAGUUAAUUAUUGUCCAACACAUAAAGGGCAUCAUUUCUGGGCAUUCGACGUUAAUCGCGUACUAAAAGAGAACAAUCGGCAAAAUUUAGUGGUGUCCACUGAAACAAUCGUUGUUGAAAUGUUCAGCAAAAUGGAGGUAAAAUUAUGUAGAGACUAG